Molecule: messenger RNA, 444 nt
Organism: Fasciola hepatica (liver fluke)
Lineage: Eukaryota; Metazoa; Platyhelminthes; Trematoda; Plagiorchiida; Fasciolidae
Source: the annotation of a GenBank genome assembly
AUGAAAAACACGACCAUCUGUGAAGUGAUUACCGGGGCUAUUUGGAAAAUGGACAGGCAAUGGAUGAUCGGUUAUAUUGGAUGUCAAGACCUUUUCACGGAAUGUGCUGGCGAACUUGAGCAAACUAGACCCACCGAGAUAGAAGAAGGGCAUCUGCUGCAAAUUCAGUGUCAGUCAAGUGACCUAGCAGAUAGCAAAACCAGUCAAAGAGCGACUGAAAUUUCAAAAAAUCAGGAUGGAGAAAUUAGAAUUCCCUGCUCCGAUGAAAAUAAUCAAACCACCCCAAUACCUAACAACCCCGAAGAGGUUCACCGGCCGACAUGGAAAGUUGAUGUUCGGUCUCAACAGAUGUUUUAUUGCAAAAUAUUCGUUGAACUCCUGGUUUUCUCAUCUCUAACGAAUAUGUCACGCUUUUGCAAACGACAGUCUCGGAUAGCACGAUAA